AUGGACUAUGAAACUCUGCGUACCAUCUUGAAAGCCCAAACCAAGGCUCAGCAGCAAAUGUUCACUGAGCUGAUGAAGCGUAUGGGAAAGAUGGCCUCUGCUUCAGACCCAGCCGUCCCAACAGCACCCGUCGCCACGGUCGAAUUCGUCACAAAUUCUCUAUCGACACUCGAGCCGCCUGAGUUCGUGUACGAUCCGGAAAAUGGGUGUACAAUCGAGGUCUGGUACAACCGCUACGAGGAUGUAAUCUCAAAGGACGGUGCUACGUUGGACGACGCAGCAAAAGCUCGACUAAUCGUCUCUAAACUCGACGCCGUCACAUAUGCCCGUUUCACGAAACAUAUUCUCCCUAAAAGAGCAUGCGAUGUUCCCUUAACGGACACCGUGGCUGUUCUGAAGGAAUUGUUCGGACAUAAUGUGUCAGUAUUCACGGGACGCUACGCUUUCCUCAAAACACAGCGAAAGGAGGGACGUCUCCGCGACUACACCGGAUUGGUCAAUCAGCGCCAUGUCAUGGCUGAGCUCAAUGACGUCACACCUGAGCAGAUGAAAUGCCUCGUAUGGAUAUGUGGACUUGUCGCCCUGCAAGAUGCCGAUGUUCGCGCUCGUGCCCUUCGCAAGAUGGAGGACAACCCUCAAACUACGCUAAAGGAGCUUGCUGCCGAAGUUCAGCACUUUCUCGACAUUCGUCAGGAUGCCACACUCCUCGAACGAUCAAGUGUACCGCACGUCAACAUCGUGGAUUCGCAAAAGAGUCGAAAUUGUUUUCGGUGCGGAGCCAAUCACUGGUCUAGAGACUGCUCAUUCGUAAACAACAGAUGCCACGACUGCAGACACUCUGGACACAAGCGAGGAUUCUGCAAAAAUUUCCCGGAAAAGAAGAAGCGGAUUGCGAAGCAGAAGCGGAAAUCUGCCAACACCGUCACCAUAGCUUCCACUCGUGCUGACGUCGCUGUAAACCGCAUCUACCGUAGAGUGCAGAUUGAUGGGAAGACAGUACGCAUGCGCCUUGAUACUGGAGCAGGCGUAACAUUGCUGAGCACAGCAGACUGGACCGCUAUGGGUCGACCGAAGCUGCAAUCACCCCAUCUGACGCUGAAGUCUACCAACAACGAACCGAUCAACGUUCGUGGAUGCUACGAAUGCAACUUCAUCAUUGAUGGCCAUCGAAGAUAUGGUACUUGCCAUGUAGCCGACACGCCGUCGCUGUUGGGCUUAGACUGGAUGGCCCAGCACGAGCCACUGUUCUGCCACUUGAGAAAAGGCUCCAUCUGCAACAUCUCUUCAAGGACACUCAGCACCUUGAAUUCUUCUCUCGCAACGCACCUGAGGAAGAAGUUCCCAGCAGUCUUCGCUCCUGGACUAGGAUGUUGUACAAAGUCAAAGGUUGAACUCGCUCUGAAGCCUAAAUCCAAACCUGUCUUCCUGAAGGCUCGCCCGGUGCCCUAUGCUGCUAUUCCAAGGAUUUCAACCGAAAUCGAUCGGCUUGUGUCUAUACAUGUGCUGGAGUUGAUCACUCAGAAUGGGCAGCACCCAUCGUCGUCGUUCAGAAGAAAAAUGGAUCGAUCCGCCUCUGCGCAGACUACUCAACCGGACUGA
This is a messenger RNA of Necator americanus (New World hookworm), 1599 nucleotides long. RefSeq lists its product as uncharacterized. The coding region runs from base 1 to 1599 and encodes 532 amino acids. NCBI's taxonomy places the organism in Eukaryota, Metazoa, Nematoda, Chromadorea, Rhabditida, Ancylostomatidae. The transcript has a single exon. The record is from RefSeq and is a predicted model, not a curated record.